This is a messenger RNA of Osmerus eperlanus (European smelt), 838 nucleotides long. RefSeq names its product serine/threonine-protein kinase SBK1-like. Gene Ontology annotation, biological process: peptidyl-threonine phosphorylation; peptidyl-serine phosphorylation. NCBI's taxonomy places the organism in Eukaryota, Metazoa, Chordata, Actinopteri, Osmeriformes, Osmeridae. The coding region runs from base 416 to 838 and encodes 140 amino acids. Gene Ontology annotation, molecular function: protein serine/threonine kinase activity; ATP binding. The record is from RefSeq and is a predicted model, not a curated record. The transcript is spliced from 4 exons.
CAGCUGGCUCGCUCAAGGUUCUGAUUGGACUGGAGGGAGGCGCGGUGGGCUGGGCAAGCCCGUGCAUCCUUGUCUCCACUUGGCAGCCGAGCGACCACAGGCAGACAAUAGCGCAGCAGCUACCGCGGCAACAAACAGUGACCAGCGCUCUAAAACAGCCGCAAGGUGAAUUUGUAAUGUGCGUGUCCGUCUGUGCGUGCAUACAUUGUCAACGAUAACGCAUCUGCAGAAUUAGGGGACAUUUAGGUCGUAACCGAUGACAUCUCUCUCACAUCUCAACUCCGAUCAGAAUUGAAGUUCAUGCCGAAUGGAAUGACAACUCGGCUUGUAUGCAGCGCAUUCUGAAAGUGACAUCAUCAGUCUCCAGAUCACCCCGCCUCCUCCUCAAGCGCUCCAAGCCCCUCCCCUUUGCAAGAUGAGCUCCUCCUCCUCGGCCCAUGUGACACGCAGUGACGGCAGCUCAGUGGACAUCCUGGAGGAGCUGCAGCUGAUCGCUGCUCAGAACCUGGAGAGGUUAGAGGUCAACAAGUACUAUGAGGUCAUCAGGGAGCUGGGCAAGGGAACCUACGGGAAGGUCGACCUGGUCGUACACAAACUCAGAGGGACCAAGAUGGCACUGAAGUUCCUGAGGAAGAAGAGCACCAAGUUGAGGAGCUUCCUGAGGGAGUACAGCAUCUCCCUCUACCUGUCCCCCUGCCCCUUUGUCAUCAACAUGUACGGGAUCGCCUUCGAGACCGACGAAUACUACAUCUUUGCUCAGGAGUUUGCUCUGGCGGGGGACCUGUUCGACAUCAUCCCACCUCAGGAGGAACACAUGGUCACUGUUUGGGCUCUGUGA